Messenger RNA from Fomitiporia mediterranea MF3/22, 526 nucleotides. RefSeq lists its product as uncharacterized. The transcript is spliced from 5 exons. The annotation marks the transcript as partial. The record is from RefSeq and is a predicted model, not a curated record. Lineage: Eukaryota; Fungi; Basidiomycota; Agaricomycetes; Hymenochaetales; Hymenochaetaceae.
CCACAAUACAUGCCAAUGUCGGACGGUGCUAGUAAUAAUAAAGACAUACCUGGGAUCGAGCUCGACCCGGAUUUGUAUGACCCUUCGCGAGAGGAAAUCGACUUCCUCAAGAGCCAAACAAAGAUCGAAGACGAAGAUGAGCUCAAGCAGCAUGUCCUCGAUGUCCAGAAGGAAGCCUGGUCAAUCGUCAAUUAUAGGUGUAUUCAAUCCUUCGGAUUCAUAACGCUGAAGAUAUCGCAUCUUCCGGCAUAUCAGGACCUUCUGAGGUUAGGAAAGCAGAGACAGGGCGCAAUCUUUCUGGAUUUCGCCUGUUGUUUUGGUAACGAUACGCGCAAAGUGAUUGCUGAUGGCUAUCCAGUGGAAAAUGUCAUUGCUUCUGAUUUAAAGAAAGAAUUUUGGGAAAUUGGACAUAAGUUAUUCAAGUCGGACCCAGGAUCAUUCCCGGUCCCGUGCAUACAAGGAGACAUAUUUGACCCUAAUCAUCUGGCACCUGCUCCACCUCAUUAUUCAACACCUACCACACCAC